Molecule: messenger RNA, 1487 nt
Organism: Mytilus californianus (California mussel)
Lineage: Eukaryota; Metazoa; Mollusca; Bivalvia; Mytilida; Mytilidae
Product: gastrin/cholecystokinin type B receptor-like
Exons: 1
Coding region: 108-1364 (418 amino acids)
Biological process (GO): G protein-coupled receptor signaling pathway
Cellular component (GO): plasma membrane
Molecular function (GO): G protein-coupled receptor activity
Source: RefSeq, a predicted model, not a curated record
UAUCAUAUUGUAAAGUAUAAUUAUUAAGACGUCAGGAAGUACAGAAAAAUGUCUUUAGGUUAAUUGAAAGAAACAAAUAUUUACAGAGCGCACGAGGACACGGAGCAAUGGAAUUUGAUAACACAUCAUCACGUCUCGCCGAACUUAACCAUGCCGAGUCGUUGCGACAUAUUCCAAUAGCCGUGUAUCUUGGCUUAGUGGGAGUCACGGGAUGUAUUGGAAACUCUAUAGUGUGUUAUAUUUAUGGUUCUGUCUAUACAGAAUCAAAUUCCAGAAUUUUCUUGCUUUGCUUAGCUGUAAUAGACUUGUGCACUUGCGUAAUAGAUAUUCCAUUGGAAAUCAUCACAGUACUUAACCAAUACAAUUUCCAAGAGUCGUUGCUAUGCAAAUUUUCAAGAACAGGAAAUUCACUUACCACUCUUUAUGGCAGUGGAGUAUUACUUGCAAUUGGAGUCGACAGAUAUCUGAAAAUAUGUCGACCAAUAGGAUUUCAGAUUUCGAACAGGACGGCCAAAUUACUCUGCAUUGCUUUGUUUUUUGGCACACUUCUUCUCGUAUGGCCUGCAUUUUUUAUGUACGGUUUGAAAACCACCGUUAUCCAGGGUGAAGGACUGAAUGGAACGGAGUGUUCGAUAUCAGAUUUUUAUCAAAAAUCCGUUUAUCCGACAGUUUUUCAGAUUUUAAUUUUUAUUUUGUUCUCUGCGGCGUUGUGCAUCAUGAUUGUUAUGUAUUCUCUGAUAGGGAGAAAAGUAAGAUUCUUUGCCUACAAAAAUGAACGACGACGUAGUCAGUCUAAUACGUUAGAUAGCGACGAUAACUUAGACGAUGUUCCUAAUCUAAAGAGGUUACAGCGAGUUGAUAACUCUAACGCUGCAGAAAAGAACGAGUAUGUUCAUAUGUCACAAAGUAACAGUAAAGACACCGUAUUCAAAGAGAUCUGCAGUAAUGACAAUACGGAUGCUUUGAAAUCUAUGGAUUCACAGACAUCUGUAAUCGGGACAAUUGAGAGAAAGAAACCAUUUAGACAUCAACCAUCAACUACCCAACUGGAUCAGAUAAAACGUAAACGAAAGUUGGCUCGAAAUACAACAUAUCUUAUGUUUAUUGUAACGUUUUCAUUUAUCAUUGCAGGUCUGCCUCAUUUGAUUCUUAUAAUUCUGAACACAAUCAUUGACAACUUUGUGUUAAAUAUGAAUGCAGGUGGUAAGGUCGUUUAUAGGUUUUUCUUGCGAUCAUAUUUUCUCGGUGCAACCGUUAACCCUAUUAUAUAUAGUAUAUUUGAUAGAAGAUUUAGAAACGCGUGUAGAAGUGUAGCUAGGAAAUUGAAAUUAAAAGUGUGCAGAACAGAGGAGCAUGAUGUCUAAUAUGCAUAUUUACGUACUGCUCAACGUUCGUGAUUUGCACUCUAUAUCUAUUGUGCAUUUAACUUUCAAUACUUGUGAAAUAACUGGUCUACAUUACCAAGAUACAAUUUGUUCUACACCUUU